GUUUGCUACCGCAUGAACAGCUACUGAUGGAAAGACGUAAAUAAAAAAGCAAAUAGUUUCAAAUAUAUAGAAGUAUUAAAGGGUUUAUGAAAAUACCAUUAUGGUUUCGUAGGAUAUUUAAAAAAAAAAAAAAUCAUUUUAAUCUUCAGUCCGGCGUGAUCUGCGACAAGGUUAAUGGCAGGGAGAAAACGAAAGGUGCUAGCGUUGACAGCAGCAGCAACUGAACACAACAGUCGGGCGAAAUCAAAACUCAAAGUUGCACCUACCUGUCAGCGUGAACAUGCUCCAAGUGUUGAGACGGAGCGAAGCCAUUAUUUCGCCAAUAGUGAGCUGCAGCCGAGACUGGGUGAAGAGUUUUUCAAGCAGCCUUGCAUCAGUUUGGCUAAAGCCUUCCUCGGGAAGGUGCUGGUCCGCAGGUGUGCAGAUGGCGCCGAGCUGCGUGGGAGAAUAGUGGAAACUGAGGCUUACCUUGGAGGGGAGGACAAGGCCUCACACUCAGCUGGAGGCAAACGCACCGAGAGGAACAAAGCCAUGUUUAUGAAGCCUGGCACGAUCUAUGUGUAUCCAAUCUACGGCAUCUACCUCUGCAUGAACGUGUCCAGUGAAGGGGAGGGGGCCGCCGUGCUGCUGCGCUCACUUGAGCCCCUGCAGGGUCAGCCCGUCAUGAGGCAGCUGAGGGCGGCCAGACGCAAAGAGGGAGCCCGUCAGUUGAAGGACAAAGAACUGUGCAACGGCCCUUCAAAGCUGUGCCAGGCCCUAAAUAUACCCCGCUGUUUUGACUGUCGAGACUUAGCCUCGGACCCGGAGGUGUGGCUGGAGACGGAUCCGGACUCGAGUCCGGUGAGACCCCUCGACAUAGUGUCAGCGCCGCGCAUCGGAAUCGAGUCCCACGGGGAGUGGGCCAAGAAGCCGUGGCGGUUUUAUCUACGCGGGCACCUCUGUGUUAGCGUCGUGAAUAAAGAGGCAGAGAGACAGUCUCUGUCUGGAAAUGUAAUGAGCGGUUUGGGUCCCUCAGAUGUGCAGUCUGCCACGGGACAGCACAAUGGGGAAAGGACUUAACAGGAAUACUUCUGAAACUACUCUGCCAUCUGUUCUCCACUUAAGCAGAAAAGAACGUCUGCCUGCACUGCGGCAGCGUGUGACUAAUUACACAUAUGAAAUUAAUUAAAACUGAAGUUAUACCCUGUUAUUUAUGGGUUCGUAGUUUUGAGAAAGGUGGUAGAAUAACUUCCAGCUCUAGGGUUAGAGCUACACUGAAAAAUGGUUUUGCAUUAUACAUCACACACUUGUUAGUGUUUUGUUUCAUCUGCAUUUUUUUCUUUUAAUAAACCUUCAAACU
Molecule: messenger RNA, 1339 nt
Organism: Mugil cephalus (flathead mullet)
Lineage: Eukaryota; Metazoa; Chordata; Actinopteri; Mugiliformes; Mugilidae
Gene: mpg
Product: N-methylpurine DNA glycosylase
Exons: 3
Coding region: 175-1059 (294 amino acids)
Biological process (GO): base-excision repair
Molecular function (GO): DNA binding; alkylbase DNA N-glycosylase activity
Source: RefSeq, a predicted model, not a curated record